AUGGUCGAUCCUUAUGAUUUUGUAGCUUCACCUCCAACUAUUAAAUCUAAACAAACACGUAAAAAAUCAAUAAUAAAAACUUCUAAGAAAAGAAAAUCAAAUGAAAAAUCACGACGAGUAUCAAUUCGGCAAACAAAUAGCAAACUUCAUAUACCUACAAGAUUGAAUAUACAUGAUACAGAUCAUUUAAUUGAUAUGCAUGAAAAAGAAAAUAAUCCUAAUCAAGGUUUUACACAAUUAAUUGAAACAAAAAUGAUGGAAGUCAAAAAACGACAAGGCAAACGUACGAAUAAAAAAGUGAAGAUAAUAACAGAUGAUAAUCAUUCUCCAUUAAUAAUGAAAAAACGACAACAAUCAGAGAUUGAAGAUAAUUCUGAUGUAAUACCCACAUCAACUGAAAAAGAUUCAACAUGUAACAAUUUUCCACCGAGCACAACCGACGAGCAUGUCAAUGUAGGUACAACGAAAAUAGCAAAUCCUCUUCCAUGUGAAUCAAAAGAUCAUUAUCUAGUUUUGGCAAACAAACGACGUCGUGCAUGUCUUUGUUCAAAAAGACAAUUAGACGAACUUGAAUUUGCUUCAGAUAAUGUUCCGUCACAAACACAAUGGCAACAAAACGAGGAGGAACAAUUACAAGAAAAGUCUCAUUUAGUAGACCCGAUUUUAAAUUCUGUUAAUCAUUCUCCACUUCCUCUUCUUCUUCCAUCUUCAAUUUUAAUACCACCUUCAACUUCAACAUUUACUCUUCCACCUGUUCAAUCAGUUUCAAUAAAUCAACAAGAAGAAGAAGAAGAAGAAGAAAAUCAAUUACAUGUAUCAUCUAUUAUGGCUGCUCCUCUUUCACCCGCAAUGCCUCUCAAUUCAACCUACAUUGCUCGUCGAUCGAUUCCGAUAAUAACACAAAUACCAUCAGCAUUACUUACUUUAUCCACAGUAAUUCCUGGAAAUACAACAACUAUUUCAGACAAUGCACCAUCACGAUUAACAUCAUCUAUCGUUGAACAUUCAAAUCUUGAACAAAACAAAUCUGAUCAUAUGUCUUUAUUAGCACCAAUUAAAACAAUUUCUAAUCGACAAGAUCAAGAAACAUCAAUGACACCAACAGAUGUUCAAACAAUAACAUGUUCCGUAUCAACACAAACUAGUGAUGAUGAUGAUGAUAAUUAUUAUCCAACUCAUCAUCCAUGUAAUGAUGUUAGUUUAUGUCCAUGUGUUCAGAUCUAUACACGCUCUGAGCAAUUGUUUAUGGCUAGCAUGUCAAUAUUCUUUCGUAAUUCAAUAACAGUAACACCUCCAGAACCAUUAUUAACAAUAAUUAAGAAUAGAAAAAAAAAGAAUGAUAAACGACAACAAAUAAAUCAUCCAGUUAUAUCUCCUCCUCAACCAAUUCCUUUAAUUAAUGACAUUGAAAUUCCAAUUCAAAUCGAAACACAUACAGAGAAACAUGAUAAUAUUCAAAUUAAUCAAACAUACGUAACUACCAAUCAUAACGAUAUUAUUCCUUCGAUCGAACCUGAACCUCAACAAUUAUCAUCACAUGUUUUACUCGAUACAUCGACAGUAAUUAAUGAAACUCGUAAUGAUAAUUCAAAAAAAUCUGAUGGAUCAUCUAUACAAAUUAAUAUUAAUGCAAAAGAAGCAUUAAAUAAAAAAUCACAUGAAGAAAAUUCAUCAUUAAAAUCUUUUAAUGAUCAAGAAAAAUUUAAGUCAUUAGUAUUAGCAAUGACAGCAUUAAAAGAUGAUCAAAAAAUUGUAUUUAAUCGUUUUAUUGAGUAUUUUUCUGUUCGUUCAUCAGCAUCAAUCGAUGAAACAACAACGCAUUUAAUAACUGAUGAAGAUGAUGAAAAUUCAUUAAAAUGUCCAUUAACUGGCAAAGUAUUACAAGCUGUUGCACGUCAUCUUACAAUCGUUUCUUAUCGAUGGUUAAAAGCAUGUUUAAAUGAACAAUGUUAUGUCGAUGAAAUUCCAACAUAUGAAAUCAUUGGUGAUACAAUAUAUAAUACACAUUAUGGUAUGUCUCAUUCUCGAUUAAAUAAUUCUAAUAAUUAUCGUCUAUUAGCAAAUUAUGCAUUUCAUUUAAAAUGUCAUGGUUGUCAACCAUUUAUAGAUAAUCGACCAUUAAUUGAACUUAUACAUUUAUCUGGUGGUCUUAUACUUAAAACACUUAAUCAACAUAUUGAUAAUAUUGGAAGACAAAUUAUAAUUUUAUGUUCAAAAAAAUAUCUUCAAAAUAAACUAGCAUUACAACAAGCUUGUCAAAAAUUGAAUAUUUUUUGUAUUGAGCCAGAAUGGCUAAUUGCUAGUAUUGUCAAAUUUGAUAUACAACCAUAUGAACCGUGGCUAUGUACUUUAUAUUCAUAA
Rotaria sp. Silwood2 is the source of this 2361-nucleotide messenger RNA. NCBI's taxonomy places the organism in Eukaryota, Metazoa, Rotifera, Eurotatoria, Philodinida, Philodinidae. The record is from the annotation of a GenBank genome assembly.